Paramuricea clavata is the source of this 1615-nucleotide messenger RNA. NCBI's taxonomy places the organism in Eukaryota, Metazoa, Cnidaria, Anthozoa, Malacalcyonacea, Plexauridae. The record is from the annotation of a GenBank genome assembly.
AUGCCGCCAAAUAAACGUCAACAUUAUACAAGAUUUCCAGUCUGUAAAUAUACGACUGAACUGAAAAAGAAACAAGAAGAGCUCAUACAAAAACUAGUGGCUGAAAACAAAAAGCUUAAAGGGAAGCAAGCAAAAUUGAAACGUCUUCAAAGUAAAGUGAGUCAACAAACUAUUAAAUUGUUGCUUUCCAGGACUUGAAGUCUCAUGUGUAGGUAUUGUUUUCAAAGACUAAUAGUAUUGCUUUUGUGUUGCAUAGGUGAGAACUGCAGAUGAAGAUAUUAAAGAGAGAAUAAAAAAGGUAUUUAUUUGCAUUGGAUUAAAUGUGUUACAGACAUGAUCACGGCAUUAUAAAUCCCACUCAGUAUUUAUAUGAUCCGGCUCCUAUCCCCAAAUGCUGAGAUCCCCACUAGAUGGGAUGAGAAAUUCCCAUAUAAACCCUUCAAUCUGCCUAGCUGGGACGAGAAAUCAGAAAUAUAAGGCUAGGCGGGACCUUUCAACCUUUGCCUUCUUAGCAUGCUUGAUAUGAUGUGAAGCAUUUAACUUACUUCAUCUCGGCAAUGUCUUUAGUCGUGUUUACACUAACAGUCUUGGCCUAGCCUUGGCCUGGCUUUGGCCUACAUUUUGACAGUGUAAACAGAUUUUGACCUAGCCUUGCCCUGACCUAGGCCAGGAAAUCUGGGCCUACUACAACCGGUGGCCUAGGCUUGUGGAAAUGUAAAUACUUUCGGCCCUGGCCUGGGCCUUAUUUUCAUGGCAAUGUGUGUGCACAGUGUGGGUGUAACCAACACUUUAUGUAAUAUUGAGGGUACAAUAUUAACCAGCCUUCCUCUAACCAUCCUACUACACUGUAUUUGUUAAUUAGACAGCAAUCUUUUGGAGAAUCCCCCUUUGCCCACUCUCCAAUAAUGGCUGACUGCUGCAAUUGUUACUGAAUUUAGAUAAACAAGUGGCUACAGUAUAUAAUUAUUCAAAGUAUUUUCCCCCAGGCUAGGGGCUGUACAAUAUUUGUUUUCAAAAAUGUCCGUUAUAUUACAGAUUUUAGAAAAAGAACUCAGAAAAAGGAUUCUUCACUUUGUCUUUCACUGAAAAACGAUUACAGUCUUCUACCGCUCUCAACGAGAAAAGAAAUAUAAAUGGUCCUGAGAAAACGGCCAGAAGAAAGAUACAAGAAACCAGUGAAGUAGCAAUGAAAAUCCAUGGAGGAACUCCAAGUAAUAUGCAACCUGCUUACUUUGGUCUUUUUGCAACCCUAUCUAAUGGGGCUUCAGCUAGCACACUAACUGAUAUGUUUUACAAAUCACCUACUGUAAUGACAAAAGUUAUUCCUAAUGUUGUAAAUGAAAAGGUUAAGGCUUUUGAAAAUUCUAAAACCAAUUUUGUUAGAAGCGUAAACGUGCUUUACAGGAAUGGCCUUGUUAGCAAGGAGAAAUACAUUAGCAUUAGGUCAGCAUUAAGCAUGAAUAAUAAAGAAAAUAGUAAUUCUAAGUCGCACACAGAAUUUAUGUCGAACUGUAAUGUUCCACGCAUACUUCCGUACAAGGAAUUGAUGUAUAAGAUCAAGGGCAUAGAUAUAGGUAAUUUGUAUGACCUCAUCAACAGUUUUGUACCGGUCUAG